This is a messenger RNA of Orbicella faveolata, 2268 nucleotides long. Its product is annotated as somatostatin receptor type 4-like. The record is from RefSeq and is a predicted model, not a curated record. Gene Ontology annotation, biological process: G protein-coupled receptor signaling pathway. Gene Ontology annotation, molecular function: G protein-coupled receptor activity. NCBI's taxonomy places the organism in Eukaryota, Metazoa, Cnidaria, Anthozoa, Scleractinia, Merulinidae. Gene Ontology annotation, cellular component: membrane.
AUGAACGUUUCUCUUAACGCGACGGCCUUAAACUCGACCACUAAUGCGAGGCAAGUUACAUUGUUUGGUCUGGUUUCAUUCCUUUGCAUUGCAAUCGUCCUUCUCCCGAUUGGCAUCGCUGGAAACCUUCUCGUUAUUAUAGUCGUAAAGAAGAAACGAUAUCUUCGCACAAAGACGAACUUCUUGCUUGCCAACCUGGCUGCGUCUGACUUAAUGGCAAACGUUCUGGCGUACACAGUGGGAAUAGCACGAGCGUUUCCUAUGCCUUCAAGGACCUUGGGCUUAUUUCUUUGCAAGAUUAACUCCUAUUAUCCGGCUGCAUCGUUUUGCUCUAUUCUAACACUGACCGUUAUCGCUCUGGAACGAUACAAUGCCAUUGUGAAACCUUUAAGCAAUGGACUCAAGUUUAGAAAGCGAACGCUUCGUUAUUUUAUCAUCGCUAUUUGGAUUUUGUCAAUAGCCGCCGUUACGCCUUUGGUGUACUUUGACGAAUACAGCUCAGAGCAACUUUGUGUUCGAACAUGGAGUGUACAUUUGAAUUUUACCUUCUGGACGUGUGCCAUAGUUCUCGCUAUCGCCCUACCUGUAAUGGUCAUAAUAUACUGUUAUUUUCACAUAAUUCGUACGCUGUAUUUUGGUCCUAAGAUAAUCCCGAUGAACAUUCCUAAAGAAGUGGACGCACAGGAGAAGAAGAAGGUCAUAAAACUCUCCAUCAUUGUCACGUCUAUUAUUAUCAUCGCGUUCACACCGUUUUCGAUUGUAAGACAGCUUGAGAUACAUGGGCCAGUGCCUAAUGAGGUAACAGUGCUUGCACUAAGUCUUAUACUUCUGUCUUCAGUUUUGAACCCUUUUAUUUAUGCCUUUCAAAGCACAAACUAUCGACAAGCCUUCAAAGAGACCAUAUGUGGUUGUGUAACGCGAAGAUGACCUUAUGGCUUAUCAAAAGAAGCCCUGUGGAUCGCCUUUGAAGGUUGUCUUGCCGUUCUUAAUUUCUGCGAACAACCAGCACUUUGCGUAGGAACGGCAAAGACGUGAAAUGGAAACUCAGUGAACCGAACAUAAACUGAAAACAACCCUGCGCUGCCUUGAUAAAUGCCCUUAAAUAGUAUGUUUACACCAGCAGUCAGGGCCGUAGCUAAUAAAAGGCUAACUGAGGCAGUUGCAUGCCUCAGUCAUUGUUUUCGUUUUUUGUUUUUCUUAAAGUCAUCCAUGAUAAACACCCUGAAUACAAAGGAAGACAAUUGAAAACCACGGGCAUUGCCUCAGUCAUAGAAAAGAUUUCGCUUACAGCACGUUGGAACCUUAUUCUCAUUAUCAUACCUUAUUGUGAUUUCUGAAAACAUGUAGACGCAAUAUAUUUGACGAUAUAUUUUUUGACUACAUCAGAUAUAAACAGCUAGAACAUGAAAGCCAAUAUCUUGGAGAACCUUUAAUAACUCAAAACAAGGACAAACGUUACUACCCACUAGCGAUAUAAAUAUUUUUAAUUACAAAGAGAAAGAACAAAGCUCAAUAUGCGUUGAAAAGAAUAAAUGAACUUAACUGACUUUGCAGGGGAGAAGUAACAAGGCAUUUUCUUAGUCCUUUUUUCAACUACCAAAAACAAAAUAAAAUUUUGCGUGCCCGGUGGCGGAAAGGUUUAAAAAGCAUGGAUAGAUUAAGGUACUCAAAAAAUAAACAGUAUUAUUUGACCCUUGCCAACGUUAUAUAUAAAAUUAAUGACUUUGCCGAUAUUGAUGGAGUGUGCGAUAUUUUGUGUCUACGCGAAAUUUUCUGUCCACUGACUCUGGCCAUGAUCAGCGAGUGUAGCUUGGAAAACACGAGAUACGCGAAACUGACUAAGCCAGUACCCUUGGCUCAUUAUAGAUUUAUUUCUGAAGGCUUUCGCGCCUGGCUUGGGAUGGUUGGGAAGCACUUAAUGGGUCACUUAUUUGUGGCAGCGUUUACUGGUGUUUUCUCUAUCGUAGUUGGUAAAGCUAUAUUCUAGGUUGCACACUACAGUUCAUCAGGCAAGGUGUGAAUACUAACAGUUUUCAGUGCAUAAGUCAAAUUAUUCUCGCAUUUCGAUUGGUUCUCACUUGUGAUCUAUUUGAGGACAGACACAAAGAUGGCCUCAAUAUCAUUCUUAUUUUUUCUUUACAAUAUAAAACAUGUAGAUUCCAUGCUGUGCGUCUGUUCAGUAAUAGAUUACAGAUGACGCCAAAUUGUGAUAAGAACAUCAGUGGCACACUCGGCUAUCGCUUCGUGUCCUAAUUUUUUUUUUUUUUU